Molecule: messenger RNA, 3503 nt
Organism: Equus caballus (horse)
Lineage: Eukaryota; Metazoa; Chordata; Mammalia; Perissodactyla; Equidae
Gene: PNMA2
Product: PNMA family member 2
Source: RefSeq, a predicted model, not a curated record
GGGCGGGGCGCGGCCCCCGGGAGAGGCGCGGAGCGCAGGGGAGGGAGCGACCGCCGCGCCGCCGAGAGCCCCGCGCUCCGGAAGUGAAGUGGCCAGACCACCGGCUAAUGGAUGCGGAGCGGAGGGCCCGCUGACUGCUCUCGGCUUCACCGGAAGCUUGGCUUGGCUGAAGCUAAGACCCAGACACACCAUUGGGCAGAGUUGGGUGACAUCAUCCUGUGCUAGAAGCUGAAUAAAUAAGCUCCUUGACUCUUAUGGAACAUUCUGGAAUGCGUAAACAGGAGUCCAGGGCACUCUGCAGUGAGACGUCUCUCCAGGACUUCUGAGAGCUGGAGUGGAGGUGUUUCCCCAUUGACUAGAGAGAAGUGAAGCAGCACAGACGGGGAAAGUGGUGAAAACAGCUCUCGAAGGUGCCUUGGGCGGUCAGAGAAGGGUCAGCACCACCAAGUGGCUGCUAGCAUUGGCGAGUGAGACAGCAGCCACCAGACUGCAGAGCCACUGACACUACCAGCCACCCCAGGUCUAGAGACGUAACAGGAGGUUCUGAGUUCUUGCCACUGGGCAAUAAGGGUUAUUGGUCCAGAAGACUGAGACUGCUCUUGGAGUGACCUGACCCAGGUCCAUUCACUGGUGGGUUGUAAGUUUAGAAGCUCCUCAGGAUAGUCUCCAUCCUAAGGCAGUGCCCAUCUGCACUAAUUAGUACCCAUAGAGUCAGAGCGAGUAAAUAUUCAGGACGAUGGCGCUGGCACUGCUGGAGGACUGGUGCAGGAUAAUGAGCGUGGAUGAUCAGAAAUCGCUGAUGGUUAUGGGGAUACCAGUGGACUGUGAUGAGGCUGAGAUUCAGGAGGUUCUCCAGGAGACUUUGAAGUCUCUGGGCAGGUAUAGACUGCUUGGCAAAAUAUUCAGGAAGCAGGAGAAUGCCAAUGCUGUGUUAUUAGAGCUCAUGGAGGACAUUGAUGUCUCAGUGAUCCCCAGUGAGGUUCAGGGAAGGGGGGGCAUCUGGAAAGUGAUCUUUAAGACCCCUAACCAAGACACUGAAUUUCUUGAAAGACUGAACCUCUUUCUAGAAAAAGAGGGGCAGACAGUCUCCGGGAUGUUCCGGGCCCUUGGGCAUGAGGGAGUGUCUCCAGCCGCAGUGCCCUGCGUAUCACCGGAGUUAUUGGCCCAUUUGUUGGGCCAGGCAAUAGCACAUGCCCCUCAGCCUCUGCUCCCCAUGAGAUACCGGAAACUGAGAGUGUUCUCCGGGAGUGCUGUGCCGGCGCCAGAGGAAGAGCCCUUUGAAAUCUGGUUGGAACAGGCCACUGAGAUAGUCAAAGAGUGGCCGGUAGCCGAGGCAGAAAAGAAAAGGUGGUUGAUGGAAAGCCUGCGUGGCCCUGCCCUGGACCUCAUGCAUAUAGUGCAGGCGGACAAUCCGUCCAUCAGUGUGGAGGAGUGUUUGGAGGCGUUUAAGCAAGUGUUUGGAAGCCUGGAGAGCCGCAGGACCUCCCAGGUGAAGUAUCUGAAGACCUAUCAGGAGGAAGGAGAGAAGGUCUCUGCCUAUGUGUUGCGGUUAGAAACCCUGCUCCGGAGAGCUGUGGAGAAGCAGGCCAUCCCGAGGAACAUCGCGGAUCAGGUCCGCUUGGAGCAGGUCAUGGCUGGGGCGAGCCUUAGCGAGAUCCUCUGGUGUAGGCUCAGGGAGCUGAAAGACCAGGGGCCGCCUCCCAGCUUCCUCGAGUUGAUGAAGGUGAUCCGGGAAGAGGAGGAGGAAGAGGCCUCUUUUGAAAACGAGAAUAUUGAAGAGCCAGAUGAAGGGGACGGCUAUGGCCACUGGGACAAUGAGGCAGAUGACUGAAAACCAACUCAGAGGGGGGCCCACCGCCACUGGGCUUGGGGCCGUUCGCUUUACCAGGCUAAGACCUUGUCAAUAUGUUUUUCUUUACUGUACGCAAUUGAAAUCAAGGCGUUCAAGCCAGGUCUUGAUUCUUCUUUCUAAAAAAAAGCCUGAGGGUUUCUUGGGCCCUUCAUAGAUUAUGAACAAACAAAAGAUUAAAUUCCAAAUGUGAGACAGGAAGCCUAAAGGAAUCUGAAGCACUUCAGGUUUCCUUUAAAUACCCCCAAACAGACCAAAGUUUACCCACACCAUAGAAGAAAGAAAUGAUGUGAGAAGAAAUAUCUUUUGUAAUCUAUUUAAAAAUCUGAGCUCUUUGACUUGUUGGGUGUUUUCCUUUCUCAAAUCAGCAGAUUCCCUCUGAGUCCCCAGCAGCAUGAGGCACUGGUCAAGGAGAACACAGUCAUAAACCCACGAGCAGGGGCCGUGCUCUCAGGGCACCUGCAGUCUCGUUGAGGACGUGACCUUGACAAGUGAAAAGCUAAAUAUGUAACCUCAUGUGUAAAUAAGUUCAUGAUGCCAAUAGAAGCGUCAUUGCCAAGUGAGUACAGCUGUCUCUGCCGUUCUGUCUUUUUCUUUUCCUGACUUGGAGAGCGUGCCUCCUGCUUCCCCAGGAGGUGUCGGCUGGACAGUUCCAGGCACUGUGCUAGGCCCUGAAGACACAGAUGACUCAGCCUAACCCUUGCUUUCAAGAGGUCUGCAGUGUGACAGGCGUGCUCCGAGAAGGGAGACAUUAGAAGAGACGGUGCUGGAGAGUGGGGACACACAGGCCGUGUUUGGAUUUGGUGAGCAGGCUGGUCUGGUUAGAGAGGAAGAUCUUUCAUGGUGACAGAGGGCAAAGAGCAGAGGAAGGGAACUCACAUUUGCUGAGGGCCUACUAUGUGCCAGAUGCUUUACGCAGAUCUCUUUUAACAUGUCCAGCAGCCCCAGUAUGGUAUGAUUUUGCUCUUUUUGAAAGACAAAGAAACUGAAGCUCAGAUGGGUUAAGUGGCUUUCUCAGUAUCAAACUGCUGACGAGGGGCAGAGCUGAGACCGGAGUCCAGAGCUCUCUGACUUUCACUAGUCCUCUCUCCACUGUCACUGUGGUUUUCGAACUCUGCUGUGCAGGUCUGCAGCGAUUUUUCAGCAGUUCCAUCUUUAAAGUGUACUUUAAACUCUUUAAAUCUCUAAUAAAUGACAGAUAGACUCAAGUCUGUUAUCCAAAUUUUAACACAUUGGCAUUCCCCAGCAGACUUGCUUUUGAUUCGAGAUUGACUCAUUUUGUGCAGACCUUGGAGAAAAGGUUCCCUUGAGAUAUCUGAGUGCAUAUCAGAAGUUCUUUUAAUCAUGCACAGACUAAGGAAGUGAUAGCACCUUGUGGGUGUUUAAAUCAGGCCCAUGCCUGUGCUGUGAUGUGAAGUGUGCCAGCAGAGCAUAAAUGGGCACCAUUCAGUUCACUGCUAGACAAGGCUCCCACACAGUGACAGAUAGCAUCCUGGAAGCUUCGUGUAUCCAAUAAACAAGUUGCUCAACUUCUCUAAACAUCAGCUUCUUCAUCAGAAAAAUGGGAAAAGAAUAGAAUCAGGUUGCUGUUAGGAUCAGAUGCCCUCGAGCCUUUUCAGCACUUAGCGUGAUGUCUGGGACGUAGAAAGCCCUC